Mycetomoellerius zeteki is the source of this 3336-nucleotide messenger RNA. RefSeq names its product transmembrane and TPR repeat-containing protein 1. Gene Ontology annotation, molecular function: protein binding. The record is from RefSeq and is a predicted model, not a curated record. NCBI's taxonomy places the organism in Eukaryota, Metazoa, Arthropoda, Insecta, Hymenoptera, Formicidae. Bases 82 to 2352 code for a protein of 756 amino acids. The transcript has 15 exons.
GAUAGUGCUCGCGUUUCGGGCUCGCGGACGAACGAACGUGAGAACUUAUCUCGUGCGUGGUACCGAACAGCGCCAAGCGACAUGAGACGACGGAACAACGGUUCCACUUGCUUCUGCCAGGCAUCGUCGGUCAAGAGAGGUGGCCGUAACGGAUGCAACGAGACUGAGGCGAACGAGCCACCGGGAUGGUGCAUCUACGCGGCGGUCGCGCUUGUUGCGGUUGGCUGUUAUCUCAAUGCGCUCGACUGCGACUUCGUGCACGACGAUAUACCGGCGGUGGUGAGGAACAGGGACGUGAUCGGCGAGGCAUCGUGGAGCAGUGUGCUCAACGACGAUUUCUGGGGUACGCCGAUGGAGAGCAUCAAUAGUCAUAAGAGCUAUCGACCUUUCACCACUUUGACGUUUCGGUUGAACUACUUGAUGGCGGGAUUGAGUCCCAUGUGGUAUCACGCCACGAACGUCGCCUUACACGCCGCUGCGUGCAUCUUAGUCACCAGAGUGAGCCUCGUGGUAGCUGCACUUCGGCCGGGAUUCGCAGCGCUCGCUGGGCUGCUAUUCGCCGCACAUCCUGUACACACGGAAGCGGUGACUGGCAUCGUAGGCAGAGCGGAUGUUCUAGCGUGUAUCUUCUUUUUGCUGUCCUUUCUUGCCUAUCAUGGCCAGCAGACGGCUUAUGUAUGGUCCAGCGUUUGCUUGGGUGCCCUAUCAAUGUUGGCGAAGGAAACUGGCGUUACUGUUCUGGCACUAAACCUUCUUUACGAUCUCUGUCGUUCCUGGCAUUCAAUCAAGAGGUCUAUUUUCGAAGCCAAGUGGAACGACGAUUCUAGAUAUUUUUCCAAACGUGCUGCAGCGUUACUCGUUUCGUUUAGCAUACUUCUUGUGGUACGGCUCGCUCUACUUCAUGGUACUUUGCCGAACUUCUCCGCGCAGGAUAAUCCAGCUGCUUUUCAUCCCUGUUUCCACGUCAGAUUGUUGACUUUUUGCUACUUGGCAGCGUUGAAUUGUUGGUUGCUGCUGUGUCCGGCUAUACUCUCGCACGAUUGGCAAAUGGGAUCUGUUCCUUUGGUUACAUCUUUUACGGAUACCAGAAAUCUGGCCACCUGUAUAUUCUUCGGCGGUUGUCUGGUUCUCACGUACAAAGCCUUUACGGAUUUCGAGCAACAAAGGCAUCCGCCUCUUGUUCUUGGUUGGAUGUUCCUGGUGCUGCCGUUCCUACCUGCAUCCAAUCUUUUUGUCACUGUGGGUUUUGUCGUGGCUGAACGGGUUUUAUAUACACCAAGUGUUGGGUGGAUUAUUUUGGUUGUCUACGGCAUGCAGGUGAGCUGGACCGCUGUACCACGACGGAAAAGCUGGAUCACUACAGGCGUAGUUCUCUUAUUCGGUUUAGGAUGUUUUAGAACGAUUCUUCGGAAUAACGAUUGGACAUCUAGAGAAACUUUAAUCAAAGCGGGACUGCGGUCUCUACCCUACAAUGCCAAGAUGCAUUACAACUUCGCAAACUUCCUUAAAGACACGUCGCAGCCGAACCUUGCGGUUCACCAUUAUCAGUUGGCUCUUUGGCUUUGGCCAGGAUAUGCCAGUGCACAUAAUAAUCUUGGAACUCUCACGAUAGACGAUCAAGCGGAAUAUCAUUUUCUAGCAGCUAUUAAUGCUCAACCUGGCCACGUAAAUGCUCAUUAUAAUCUCGGACGAUUGUACAGAAGAACGAAUCGAACUGAACAGUGUAUUGAGAUGUUGAGAAGAUGCGUGUCGCUGGACCCAGCAUACGCACCGGCAUUUAGGGUUCUAGCGAGAAUCGCUACCGGUCCUGCAACAGGCGAGCUCCUGAGGCACGUUAUUCAUCUUCAACCACGAAACCCGGACGCUCUCGCUGAGUAUGCUUACUGGUUAUACAAGAACGGCAAAUGGUUGCCCUCACUCCGAUACUAUUUCAAAGCGAUGGAGAUCUUUCCGUCGCACAAACCGUCGCUUAUUGGUACGCUCAGGAUUUUGAGGUCGCGAGGUCAGUGGUCUAGAGUACAUCAGCUCAUCAUCAGAUGGCAUUUAAUGUUACGAGCGAAACGAGGAGGCUUCAUCUAUCGCGGGGACUUGUAUAUCCGUGCGUGGGAGUUACAAAGCGAGUCUCGUCAAAGGACUCAUCAACAUCAACGGAAUCUCUGUAUAUCGGAGAAUGGAUGUUCGAGGCCGCGCGUGGCCAGCGUGUCGGUGCAACUCGAACAAGACAGCAACAAGUCGGAACAGCUGCAACGGACGCCGCGUUGUAAUGUGCGUGCUUGCAGGCAGCCAAGAAAAGGGAAGACGCGUGUAACCGCGCCCACCCUGCUCGUGCAGAAUUUUCUGGAGACGCUUUAGUCCGCCCCGAUUAGGGAACGGGUCUACCUCCUGCUCGUUCGCCAGUUGAAAACAGGCCGUGAAAGAUGAAGGAAGAAGCGCGAUAACUCCGACCGCGUAGCAGCCUCGUCCGACGAUCGUCAGCGACGAAGAGAGUCCUAUUAUAGUGGAAUGCCUGAAUAUUUUUCGUAUGCUGUGUUUGUGUGCUAUCUAGGACCGCAAGCCCGAUCUGUCGCGGAUCAAUCACGAUAACAAAAUCUAAGAAGGUACGCAUAUAUCGUUAUCGUUUAUAUAUAUGUGUCCUCGCGUUCUUCGUGGCAUCCUGUUUAUCCUGUCGAUCGGACAGCGACGAUGCGAGUCGCGGUCUCUUCGAAAAAAUAAAGUCGCUAAAUAAAAAAAAAAUAAAGAAACAGAUGCCUGCUCCGUAGAUAACUUUGGCUUCGAACGUGAAUAAAGCGUUCUGAAAUCGUUCGCCAGGACAAAUGACAAUGUGCGCUAAUGGUGAGAAUCGAAUGCUAGAAUUAAAUUCCUUGAAAAUUAUUUUGCCACUUUUAAAUUCAAUAUAAGAAUAUUUGACGAGAGAGGACCAAGGGAGAUUCGAGCGAUUAACUGUGUGCGACGAACGAUUAUAGCAAGUUGAUUAAACGCGUACCUAAUCAGAUAUGACAUAGAGCCGUAUGCGUUCAAGCGUGUAUCUACCUAUACUUUUGAAACGUGAUAAUUGUAAUUGGUAAUAUAGUUACAUGUAGUACGACGUGUUUCUAUAAAUAUUUGCUGUAUCUCGUGUGUGCUUUCAACGUUUUUACGAUGUCCGUUUCGGUGCAUCGAUAAAGCUGCCGUUGUGUAUGUAAUACCAGAAAGACGAAGUAUUUCAACAGUAUAAAAAAUUGAGGAUUGCAUUUGUGAAAAAUAUCUCGACAAAAAAAUUUCAUUCGACAAGUUAGCGAAACUACAAUCAUCUCAAAAAUACUUAAUAUGAAUGGUUACCAUCAUAUUAAAAAUAAA